AUGACGUCCAACACCUUGAGCGAGCAAAAGCGCAUCCCGGAGCUGAUGCAAGCUCUACAUCUCCCUCCUGGACCCUACGACAAAACCAUCCCCGGCGGACCGUCCUCGCUAAUCUAUGGCAUGGACAUCCCCGUACCAAAACCCUCAGCUCGAGAGUAUCUGAUCAAGGUCAAGGCUACCACCGUGCAUGUCAGCGAGGUACAAGCCGAUGUUUGUGAUGGGGAUAGUCUAGCUUCAUCAGCAGCAGCAAAAACAGCAACAACACCAACAACAACACCAACAAAAGCAACAAAAUUCAAAACCCAUGGUCCCAUACCCGGCCGCGAAUUCUGCGGAAUAGUGAUAAGUACCCCAAAGGAAGACCAUAGCAGCUCCACGGGGCCCCUAUUCAAAGUAGAAGACGACGUAAUCGGCCUCCUCGACUUUAGCCACGACGGCGCCGCUGCAGACUACGUGCUCGCCACGGAAAACGAACUAGCACGUAAACCGCAGAAUAUCUCGGCCGCCGAGGCGUCCACAGUACCCUUUGCGAGUCUGACGGCAUGGCAGGGGCUCUUUUGUUAUGCGAAUCUUGAUCCAGACGACGGGCCGUGCAAUAGGCCAGCAGAUGGACCCUUGAGAGUGCUGGUUACGAAUGCUGCUAGUUCCGAGGUUGGGAGGCAGGUAAUGCGUCUGCUACAGUGUCGGUCUCUGUUUCCUGAGCAUUGCGCGCAUAUGAUGGGCAAAGCUGGCAAAGCCGCCGAGUCGGCUGUCUGGAUAUGCGCAACGGGGACGCGCGACGAACACGAGUAUCUACAAAAGACGCUCGGCGCAGAUGCAGUAACAGCGGGCACAGAUAUCGCAGCUGCGUUUCGGGAGAAUGGAUGGGAUCCAGUCGAUAUUGUGUUUGAUUGUCUUGCAGUCGGCGGAGCAUCGCUGCGUCAGGUUCAUUCACCCGUGGUGGUCAAGGAUCAUGGACACGUUAUCACGCCGAGUCGCCCUCCUUCUUCGCAUCCGGAAAAGCCCGCUGAGAUGGAGGAGCAGGCAGAGAUUCGCACAAGGAAUCUGACGAGUGAGGUGAUUCGGGCCAAGCCUGAUCGAAAACAAUUGACCGCGAUCGCGAAGUUGAUAGAGAAAGGGGUGUUGAAGGCUGCAGAGUUUCUGCGAGUCGAGGAUCUGCUGCACGGGCGAGAGGCGUUGAUACAGGCCGAGAGGGCGAGUGGUGCUCAAGGUCUGGCUGUUUUGCGAGUAGAUCCUGCCCUGGAUUAG
Talaromyces rugulosus is the source of this 1248-nucleotide messenger RNA. RefSeq lists its product as uncharacterized. The record is from RefSeq and is a predicted model, not a curated record. The transcript has a single exon. Gene Ontology annotation, molecular function: oxidoreductase activity. Bases 1 to 1248 code for a protein of 415 amino acids. NCBI's taxonomy places the organism in Eukaryota, Fungi, Ascomycota, Eurotiomycetes, Eurotiales, Trichocomaceae.